CUUUACCUGUAGCUCAGGUGAAAGUCCCUCUACUCUCUGUUCCUCAUCAUGACCCUGAUGAUGCUCAUUAGAGUGAACCUCCACCUCAUGUCUUGCUGGGUGAAUAAGUGAUUAGCUGUAACCUAAUUUACAAUUAUCCCAUUUUGAGUCAGCAUUCAGGUUUUACUGCUAACCUUAAUCUGGGUUAUGCGCACAGAAACACCUGUUCCUGUGCGCACACACACACCAGCCUCCCGCUCUCCUGUUGGCUCUGCGGCUGCUCUGAAAUGAGUCCUCUGUUAUAGCCCUGUCCGAGGGGCUCAGUGUAACUUUUCGGGAAAUGAACGAGGCAAACCGAUGGCCCUGGACCGAACAGCCAUUCUGGACUUCUCCAGAAUGGACAAAUAGCCAUUCCGCCCCUGUCUGUGCGAGUAGUUGCGCAUCCGCGGUGACCCAUGCGCGAAUAACAAUUUUUCUUUUGGCACAUUGUCAGGUUAGAUUGAGUGGGCAGUAAUUAUAAGGAAUACAAUCGAAACAAAUCUGAUUGUUUUUAAAUAAAAACGUAGACUCUAAUGUCAUUAGUGCAUUUUGUUUGGCAGACAUGCACCUCUAAAUGUUUUCUUUCGUGGGAAAGAGGCCUAUUCAGAAACCAUCCAGGGUUUCAGCCCCGGAGGCCCACGUCUGCUUAAGACAGCCGUGAAAAGAUUUUUUCUCUAUAUAUUUUGUUCAGUCUUUGUCCGUGCUUUUUCCUUUACUUCCACCGUUAUUAAAAAGCCCUGUUAAAACAUGUCUAAUAACCUUUUUUUUUCUGUUAAAAUGGAAGCUAUGACCUGUGCCAGAAGGCUCAGAUUUUGAGGUCACAUUUUAUUUAUGAGCUUCUCCUUCCUUGAACUCUGAGCAUAGAGAUAAAAAUUAAAUUCGGUAAAAGUAAUUUAUGUUUUUUUUACGAAAAAAGGAAUUUUUUUUUUUAAACUUUUUUUAUUUUUGCACUUCUGACAGCGCUGUGCACGCUUUAGAGAGGGAGAGAGAGAGGGAAAAGAGGAGGUGAAAGAGGAGGUGCAUAAGACGGUGGAGGUGGAAUAUGCAGUAACUGAACAAUCUCUCAAAGUGCGGGGACAGACGGGAGCUAAUAUAAACAGGCUGUCCUUCACUCGGGGCUAUCAGGGAGUAAGGAAGCAGUUACAUCUGUCACUGACCCUCGGCGCUUGAAAGAGGCAGCUGCAGCCCAUGUAGAGCGGCCAGCGGUCAUGGCCACGCUGGAGGGCUGUCGCUGUCAGAGUGCCAGCGCCCGAAACAACAACAGUAUUCUCUACAGCAUUCUGAAGAGCGAUAGCCUGGUGACCGCCGAGGAGCCACAACACCAUCAACAGCUGCAUUCCCAACAUCAAACCCUACAGCAUCUGCUCCUGAAGGGCUCCUCUGCCACCUCCGUCCCAGGCUCACUGCAGGAGCUCCGGCAGCAGGCAUGCUCCUGCGGCUCGACGCGCCGCCGGGGCGUGCUGCGCUCCCCGCAGGAGACUUGCAAAGCUGCGUCGGCGGUGCUGGUGAAGACGCUGCACUUUGUGAAAAACGUCCCCUGCUUCUGCGAGUUGCCGGAGGGUGACCAGCUGAUGCUGAUCCGGAGCGGCUGGGCCCCUCUGCUGGUGCUGGGGCUGGCGCAGGACAGGGUGGACUUUGAGACGACGGAGACCGUGGAGCCCAGCAUGCUGCAGCGCAUCCUCACCGGUGUGCCGGAGCGGCAGAGCGAGGUCCGGGCCGUUCAGAACAGGGCAGCAGUCGGGGUGUCCGUGGUGGAUAUCGAAACGAUCAAAGCCUUUCUGAAAAAGUGCUGGAGUGUGGAUAUCAGCACGAAGGAGUACGCGUAUCUGAAGGGAGCUGUGCUCUUUAAUCCUGAUCUGGAAGGUCUGCGUUGCCUCCACUACAUCCAGGCGCUGCGUCGGGAGGCGCACCAGGCUUUGAACGAGCACGUCCGGCUGAUCCACCGCGAGGACUCGACGCGCUUUGCCAAGCUGCUCAUCGCCCUGUCCAUGCUGCGGGCCAUCAGCCCGCUGGUGGUCGCACAGCUCUUCUUCAGACCCGUCAUCGGGGCGGUUAACAUCGAGGAGGUGCUCAUGGAGAUGUUCUACGGAAAGUAGGGCACUCGCGGCUACAGAGCAGGAAUGAAUCCAGGCUCAAAAAGGCUCUGAACUUGUAUUGUGUGGGAGGUGAAACUGAUAUGGACCUGUAACAAGCAAGAAAGAGUGUGCGUGUGUGUGUGUGUGUGUGUGUGUGUGUGUGUGUGCGCACGCAUGUGAUAAUGAUAGCGACAGAGAAUGUGGGUGGGAAGAUAUGUUAUGACAGAGGAAAUCUUAAAGCAGCUGCUGGAAUUCUUAACUUAUUUGUUUUUAUAAAGACUAUUUUUCUAAAAUAACAAUAAACACAUUAUCAAAUUAC
Molecule: messenger RNA, 2412 nt
Organism: Girardinichthys multiradiatus
Lineage: Eukaryota; Metazoa; Chordata; Actinopteri; Cyprinodontiformes; Goodeidae
Gene: nr0b1
Product: nuclear receptor subfamily 0, group B, member 1
Exons: 2
Coding region: 1227-2114 (295 amino acids)
Biological process (GO): negative regulation of transcription by RNA polymerase II
Cellular component (GO): nucleus; cytoplasm
Molecular function (GO): transcription corepressor activity; transcription factor binding
Source: RefSeq, a predicted model, not a curated record